Phalaenopsis equestris is the source of this 855-nucleotide messenger RNA. RefSeq lists its product as uncharacterized. The record is from RefSeq and is a predicted model, not a curated record. The transcript is spliced from 5 exons. The coding region runs from base 297 to 668 and encodes 123 amino acids. Lineage: Eukaryota; Viridiplantae; Streptophyta; Magnoliopsida; Asparagales; Orchidaceae.
GAUAGUUAACCCAUUAAGGCCCCCAUUUUACGAUUCCCGACCGCGGACCUCCUCGAUUCUAUUCUGGAGGCUCGAAGCAAUCUCUGGGUGAGGCCGACUCGAUUUCCUCACCAAGUGUUAGACGCGAAGAUUAAUUGCAGAAGAGAUCGGCUUUCUUGACAGGAGGGAGAAUCUGUGUUUCCACGGACGGAGAAAAAGCGCCAUCUUUUCUCAUCUUUCGUUGCCUACCCAAGCAUGCUCCUUUCAUAGGAUGCCCCGACUAAAAUGUCUUCAAUCAAGGGACCUUUUGCUCUGAGAUGAAUCUCGGAAUGGCUAUGAAUACCACCAAUGGAGCACGUUAUGGGGCUUCCUUUCUCCCACUUUAUCUUCCUAGAGGGGUAAAGUUCACUAAUCGAUUUCAACCUAUAUACCUCCAACUAGCGAAUGACGUGGAACUAAGUCCAAGUGUUUCUCAAAAGCAGAACCUUCUACUAAGCAGAGAAGAAGUUAUUAAAGAAAAAAUAAUUUUAUCUCAAGAGAAGAAUAUUCAGAGACUCAAUCUACUUGUCCAGAGCCUUCAACAGCAAUUAACGCAAUGCCGCAACAUCAAUAACUCCAUAAGCUUCACUGAAAAUAGUUUGGGAACAAAUGCCAAUGAGACUGAGAAGCAGCAGAUCCUGGAAGAUUAGCCUGAUCUGCAUUAAUGUAAUAUAUAUAUAUUUUUUGUGACAAAAAGAUCCCAUUAAAUGUAGUUUAUUGUGGAUCAGACCAUAAUUCCUUGGUUAAAAUACUGAAGGGGAUGUGUUGUUGUGGCUGGCUGUUGAUGUUUUGUAUAGUAUUACUGCUGAAACCAUGAAAUAGAUUAAUUUUGUUCAA